UUUCUCUCCCACCUCUCAUUUCCAACAAUGGUCGCCCCACCCUCCUCCUCCUCCUCCUCCUCCUCCUUCUUCUUCCUCCUCCUCCUCCUCCUCCUCCUCUCCUCCGCCACCUCUCUCCAAUUCCAAACCCUCAUCCCUCACUCUCUCCCAAAUCCCACCAGAUUUUCACCCGAUUCUCAGACCCUAACCUCUUCAACUUUCCAAGAUCAAGAUCAAAAUGAAAAUGCCAUCUCUUUAGAUUUGCACCAUCUAGACACCCUCUCCCUCUCUUUCAAUGCCACCCCGGAGACCCUCUUCCACCACCGUCUCCGCCGUGACUCCAUCCGAGUCAAAACUCUCACUUCCCUUGCCAACUCCACCGCAACAGGCCGGAGGACCAAGGCGGAUUUCAGCAGUUCUGUCAUCUCCGGCCUUGCACAGGGUUCCGGUGAGUACUUCACCCGCAUCGGUAUAGGAACUCCUCCCAGAUAUGCCUACAUGGUGCUCGAUACGGGAAGCGACGUCGUUUGGAUCCAGUGCUCUCCCUGCCGGAGAUGUUACACACAAUCCGAUCCCAUUUUUGACCCCACCAAAUCAAAAACCUUCGGUGGAGUCGCCUGUGGAACCCCUCUCUGUAAUCGUCUCGAUUCCCCAGGAUGCAACAAGCGCAAGAAAUGUAUGUACCAGGUCUCCUACGGCGACGGUUCUUUCACCGUCGGCGAGUUCUCCACCGAAACGCUUACGUUUCGGAAGACGAAAGUGAAUAACGUAGCUUUUGGGUGCGGCCAUGACAACGAAGGCUUAUUCGUUGGAGCAGCCGGGUUAUUGGGUCUGGGUCGGGGCAAGUUAUCUUUCCCUAACCAAGCGGGUCGUCAGUUCGGGUCCAAGUUCUCUUAUUGUCUGGUGGAUCGUUCCAUGUCGGCUAAACCAUCGUCUUUAGUGUUCGGCAACGCCGCCGUGUCACGGGUGGCCCGUUUUACUCCUUUACUCAGUAACCCGAAACUGGAUACGUUUUACUACGUGGGACUGAUGGGAGUCUCGGUGGGAGGCGUUCGAGUCCCUGGAAUAUCGAGCUCCCUGUUUGAGCUGGACAACGCGGGCAACGGGGGUGUGAUCAUCGACUCAGGGACGUCGGUGACCCGGUUGACCCAACCGGCGUAUGUAGCGCUCCGAAACGCGUUCUUGUCGGGAGCAUCUCACUUGAAGAGAGGACCGAAUUUUUCGCUUUUCGAUGCGUGUUUUGAUCUGUCGGGGAAGACGGAGGUGAAGGUACCGACGGUGGUGAUGCAUUUCAGAGGUGCGGAUGUAUCUUUGCCGGCGUCGAAUUACCUAAUUCCGGUGGACAGCGGGGGGAGCUUUUGCUUUGCGUUUGCGGGAACGGCGAGUGGGCUGUCAAUCAUCGGGAACAUCCAGCAACAAGGAUUUCGGGUGGUGUACGAUUUAGCGGGUUCUCGGGUGGGUUUUGCGGCCCGGGGGUGUGCUUAAUUAGUAUGAGCAGGAAUUAGUGUAGUUGUUAUUGGUUUUUAAUGAAAAGAAAAAGGAAGACGCAUUUGGUUGCGUUGUAUG
Molecule: messenger RNA, 1545 nt
Organism: Cynara cardunculus var. scolymus (artichoke)
Lineage: Eukaryota; Viridiplantae; Streptophyta; Magnoliopsida; Asterales; Asteraceae
Product: aspartyl protease family protein 2-like
Exons: 1
Coding region: 28-1464 (478 amino acids)
Biological process (GO): proteolysis
Molecular function (GO): aspartic-type endopeptidase activity
Source: RefSeq, a predicted model, not a curated record